Molecule: messenger RNA, 240 nt
Organism: Cooperia oncophora
Lineage: Eukaryota; Metazoa; Nematoda; Chromadorea; Rhabditida; Trichostrongylidae
Source: the annotation of a GenBank genome assembly
AUGGGUCGUCGGAUCCGAGUCCAGCGUAAAGGAGCUGGAGGUAUUUUCAAGUCACAUAACAAGCAUCGUAAGGGAGCCGCUCAAUUGCGACCUCUUGACUAUGCUGAGCGUCACGGCUAUAUUCGUGGUGUUGUCAAGGACAUCAUCCACGAUCCUGGACGUGGUGCCCCUCUGGCCAUCAUUGCUUUCCGCGAUCCAUACAAGUACAAGACCGUAAAGAGCACCGUUUGUUGCUGCUGA